AUGGCAAUUGAAUAUUUGCAUCAUGGUAAUGACACUCCGAUAGUUCAUUGCGACCUGAAGCCAGCAAACGUUCUUUUGGAUGAAGAUAUGGUGGCUCAUGUUGGUGAUUUUGGUAUCUCUAAAAUUUUAGCCAUAAGCAAGUCCAUGGCACAUACCGAGACAUUGUGUACUCUGGGCUACAUUGCACUAGAAUAUGGCUCAGAAGGAAUAGUGACCACUAGUGUUGAUGUUUACAGUUAUGGCAUCAUGCUGAUGGAGGUUUUGACCAAAAGAAGGCCAACAGAUGAAGAGAUAUGUAAUGAAAAUCUUGGCUUGAGGAAAUGGAUAAUACAAUCAUUUUCAGGGACUAUGAUGGACAUUAUAGAUGACAAUCUUUUUCAUGAAGAAGAACAAAUCACUUCUAAAAGUGAAAUCUGCAUAGCUUCCAUGUUCGAAUUGGCUUUAGAUUGCACAAUGGAAAUGCCAGAAUCUAGGAUAACCAUGAAAGAUAGAAAAUUGUUACAAGCUAACUGGUUGCAAAAGAGGAAAGUAAAUGAUAACAGUAGAGGUUCAAGAGGAUUCAUGAAUCAAAAUCAUGCUACUGGAUUUAAUGGUGGUAAAAAUCAUAAGGAUUCUGGGAGGUUCAAUGCUAGUGGACAUCAUGGAAAUAAAUUUGCAUUACAAGUCAAUACUCAGACUUCACUUAACAGUUUUAAUAAUCAGUUUGCUGGUGGAGUUGUAGGACAAUCUACUUCAACUAGCUGUGAAGGUCAUAAGGAAGCUAAUAAUGCAGCGUUUUCCAAAGUACAAGGGUUUACUAAUGGAGAAUACGAGCAAAUCAUGGAUCUUUUGAACAAGGAUCAACAAGACCUGAAGUAUAACUCCCCAUAA
Messenger RNA from Capsicum annuum, 870 nucleotides. Its product is annotated as receptor kinase-like protein Xa21. The record is from RefSeq and is a predicted model, not a curated record. Lineage: Eukaryota; Viridiplantae; Streptophyta; Magnoliopsida; Solanales; Solanaceae. Gene Ontology annotation, biological process: protein phosphorylation. The transcript is spliced from 3 exons. Gene Ontology annotation, molecular function: protein kinase activity; ATP binding. Bases 1 to 870 code for a protein of 289 amino acids.